This is a messenger RNA of Dufourea novaeangliae, 5670 nucleotides long. It is a transcript of the gene c12.2, whose product is annotated as von Willebrand factor A domain-containing protein 8. The transcript is spliced from 19 exons. Gene Ontology annotation, molecular function: ATP binding; ATP hydrolysis activity. Bases 1 to 5538 code for a protein of 1845 amino acids. NCBI's taxonomy places the organism in Eukaryota, Metazoa, Arthropoda, Insecta, Hymenoptera, Halictidae. Gene Ontology annotation, cellular component: cytoplasm. The record is from RefSeq and is a predicted model, not a curated record.
AUGUCUCUUGUGUUUUGUAAUCUUCGUCGCAUGUCAACUGCAUCUAGAGUUGUAGAAAAGUCACAAAUUUUUUAUCCUAACCUGUCGCAAUUUAUACGUUGCAAAUCAGACGAUGUAACUGUCACUAUUGGUAAUGUUUCAAAACAAGUGAAGCCAGUACAGAAUCCUGAAUAUGUACCCAGAAAAUAUUUGAUGAAGACAACUACUCAAGAAUCAUUGAGGCAUUUAAAAUGGAUGCUCCAAAAAGAUAUUUUAUGUCAAGAUAUUUUUUUAAUGGGUGGACCAGGCACCAGACGAAGAGAAUUAGCUCUAGCAUUUCUGGAACUCACUGGUCGUGAGUUAGAAUUUAUCGCACUUUCAAGGGAUACAACUGAGGCAGAUUUAAAACAGAGGAGAGAAAUUAAAAGUGGCACUGCCUACUAUCACGAUCAAAGUGCAGUGAGGGCUGCAACAAAUGGAAGAGUUCUUAUUAUCGAAGGUGUUGAGAAAGCUGAACGAAAUGUACUUCCUGUAUUGAAUAAUUUGUUAGAAAAUCGUGAGAUGCAUUUAGAAGAUGGUAGAUUUCUAAUACCAGCAUCACGUUAUGACAAGUUACUUGAGAUACAUACUCAAGAAGAGUUGAAUGCUUGGCGACUUGUCAGAGUUAGUGAAGAUUUUAGAGUUAUUGCACUCGGUUUACCAUCACCACAGUAUCCUGGACAUCCACUCGACCCUCCCCUUAGAUCUAGGUUUCAAGGCAGACAUAUACCACCUCCAAAUUAUGAAGAUCAACUGGAAUUUUUAAAAAAGUUAGUCCCGAACGUUGACAGCGGGAGAUUGUCGCAACUGUUGUCGUGCGCGCACGCUUUGGUUACGAAAGAGGCCGUAUCUUUGGGCCUUCCUGAUUUCCCUUUGGACAAUCUAACGUCAGCCGCCAUUAUAAUGGACAAAUGUCCACACCUGCCGGUAUUUGACAUAUUUUACAGGUACUAUCCGUACAAAUUGUUUCUGGGGAAGGAGGGCCAAACUGCGGUCGAGGAUAUGUUAAAAACAUUCAGUAUUCUAGACUCAACGACGAAGGGUGAUAGACUUUCCAGACGCGCGAAUGUAAGCGAGAAACAGGACGAUUCUUUGAGGGUUACGAUAGAGCAUGGUAAACAUAGAACAACACUGAACGUUCCUUGUGGCAAGCAAAAGAUAAAUUGUAAUGUAGGGUCGAAUGAUUAUGUAGAAACAAAUUAUCAGAACGAUUUGUUAGCCAGUAUGUUGGAGUCACACCUGGUUUCGGACUUGUGUGUAAUCGGCCCGAAGGGAUGUGGAAAGUCUACGACUGUACAGACGUUGGCCAAUUUAUUGGGUUAUCAAGUAGAACCUGUAGUACUUUAUCAGGAUAUGACUUCGAGGGAUUUGAUACAGCAACGAACAACAUCAUCUAACGGCGAUACGGUCUGGAAGAAUUCAGCGCUGGUCGAGGCGGCCCUGCAUGGAAAAUUGGCUGUAUUGGACGGAAUUAAUAGGAUCCAUCCUAGCACUUUGGCGAUCUUACACAGAUUAGUUCACGAUCGGGAGCUACAAUUACACGACGGCAAGAGGUUGAUCAGAGCUGAUCGGUACGACGAGAUAAAAACGGAGUAUAACAAGUCGGACGAGGACAUGCAAAAUUCAGGUGUACUACGUAUCAAUCCAUCGUUCAGAAUCAUAGCCUUGGCGGAAUCGCCGUUGAUCAAUAGUCCUUCGGGACAAUGGUUAAAUUCCGAACUACUCAGUUUGUUCCCUUUCCAUGAGAUGAGGCCGUUGGCUAAAUCGGAGGAACUCCAUAUCAUACGAUCGAAGUACGGAGAACCCUCUAAGGCGUUAUCGAGCAUUCUCGAGCUGGCACACGUUCUACGGUCCUCCAGCGAUCCUAUUCUUCAAUCCUUGGCCGCCUCCUUGAGCACUAGACAGCUUCUGAGGAUAGCCGAGAGAAUGCAUAAAUUUCGUAGCGACGACGCGUACGACGCUGUACAACGCGCCUGUUUAGCCCGGUUCUUACCAGCGUUGGCGAGAAAGGCUCUGGGAGACUGUUGCGGUCGGAUAGGUAUCGUCCCAACCAUAACGCCGUUGAAUAAGGACAUCAAGUGCAAAGUCACGGAAACCACCUUGCAAAUCGGGAACACUGUCGUCGAUCGAUACAACACGAAGGCUCUGACGAAAGUACCCGAUAUCUUGUUUUACAAUGUACCCCAGCACAUCGCUCUAUUGGAGAGGCUGCUGCAGGACUUCAGUUUAGGGCAGCAUAUACUGCUGGUCGGCAAUCAGGGUGUCGGCAAGAACAAAAUCGUCGACAGGCUGCUGCAACUCUUGAACCGACCGCGGGAGUACAUACAACUGCACAGAGACACGACCGUUCAAACUUUGACGCUGCAGCCGGUGGUUAGGGACGGGAAAGUGAUGUACGAAGACUCGCCGCUGGUGCAGGCUGUUAAACUUGGCCAUGUGCUUGUCGUUGACGAGGCGGACAAAGCUCCUACUAAUGUCACCUGCAUUCUGAAAACAUUAGUCGAAUCUGGAGAAAUGAUAUUGUCGGAUGGUAGACGAAUCGUUUCUUCUAAAAACGCUUCCAAAGAGAAUUCAAACAUAAUAGCGCUUCAUUCAGACUUCAGAAUGAUAGUGCUAGCAAACAGGCCUGGAUUUCCAUUCUUGGGGAAUGACUUUUUCGGAGCUUUGGGCGAUCUGUUCAGCACGCACGCCGUCGACAAUCCAAGUAUCGACGACGAGAUUCAGCUUCUGAAGCAAUAUGGCCCACGCGUGGACGAGAAAGUAAUAUUUAAGCUAGUAAAAGCUUUCGGAGAAUUGAGGGACAUGGCCGACAAAGGUUUAGUUUCGUAUCCGUAUUCGACUCGAGAAGUUGUUAAUAUCGUGAAGCAUAUAGAGAAAUUCCCUCAGGAACCUUUGGGUAACGUGGUGCGCAAUGUAUUCGAUUUCGAUCGGUACAGUAAAGAAAUUUUUGAUACUUUAGUCUCUGUUCUUCACAAACAUGGGAUUGCUAUAGGAACCAGUCCCAAUAAUAUCUCGUUAGCGAAAGAAAUUUCUUUCCCGGAACACAAGAUUUCCAUUAUUUGGGACAUAUUAAAGAAGGAAAAUAUAUUGCCUGUGCAAGAAAGAUACAUUAAGUUCAGAUCGCCGAUACGUUUAACACAGAACAAUUUGCCAUUAGACCGUGUCGAUGCUAGAUCGACUUUAUUCAGCGAAUUGCAAAGUUAUUGGACUAUACCGAUAAGCGAUUAUGGUAUGGUCGCCGGUUUGACCGUGGCCAAAGGUGCAAAAGGCGAUGGUACAGACGAUACUAUCCAUAUUUUAGCGUCGAAUCCUUUAAGAAUCUUUAGUAUAAACCAGGAAUCAGAUAGAAUUAAGGAGACUGUGAUACAGAAUGUAAUAAGUGCAGAUAAUAGGUCCAUAUUCAAGAUGGCAACUGAUAAUGAACAGAAUGUUUUGGUACACGAAGAAUUAAGUAAUAGUUUCGUAAUGGUAAAUUUGGAUAAUAAAUCUGCUCAACGUGUACAGUCAGCAUCUGUUUUCGACAUGGCGUCGGACAGAAUAUCAAGAAGCUUCAAUACGAAACAGCUUCAGUGGAAGAUGAAAAAUGAUCUGAUACAGUCUCGCAAUCAAAUCGUUUUCCAUACCCUGAAUUCCAAUAAAAUCGAAGUUAUCGAUUUACGUUCCGCGAACGCCUACUCGAUUAAUGUACCAUUCGACAUAGAAUCGAUUAUGAUCGCGUCCACGAGAAAAUGGCUGAUCCAAGAUACGUCUGGUACCAGGUAUAUUCUUAGAAAAUCUACCGACUCCUUACCUUGCCCAAAUGUUCUGCAAGAAAUCGAAGAGCCUGUCGACAUUCGACGAAAAUUUGGUUCACUUCGGAGUUGCAGCAAGAAUGACAUACCUGUUAGUAUACUUACCGCAGCGCUGGAACAACAAAUCGAUUCUCCGAAUAGACUCUUGGUGGGUGACAAUGUAUACGUUGGAAUCGCAAUUGGAUUUCCUGAUUUAGAUAGUUUCACCGAACUUCAUUUUUGGCCGAGAAAACAGCGAAGUCGAAGUUCUGAUUCUUCGAUUGUCAUGGAGAACGGUCAUAUUAUUCGAGCGGCUAUGCCGGAUGAAGUGCCGGAAGAUGUUUUACCCCAAAAUGGUAGACACUCGGAUAUCUCUCACUACCUAGAAAUUGUUGACAUUACGAACCAUAAGCUGCGUUACAUACCUGUACCACAAGCAGUCAAUGAAUCGAUAUAUGCCCAACAGUUGUACGCACCCUAUUAUCCUCUCUAUAUCGCCGCGAAAUCGAAUCAUGAUUUGGUAACAGUGGACGCAGGUGGUUGUCUUCGUGUUUGGGAAACCUCUGCAGGAAACAUCGAAAGAUCGUUGGAAGCGUGGCAAAGAAUGGUAGGCAGUGAUAACGAAAGACUGCAGAUCACCAAAGAGAGGUAUUCCGGUCUGGACGUUAGUAGUCCGAAGCACGGUAAAGUCGACGAGAAAAAUGAGCCGCACGUUGGUGGGAAUACGUGGGCUGGGGGAACCGGAGGAAGAGAUACAGCUGGCCUCGGUGGGAAGGGUGGACCUUAUCGUUUGGACGCGGGCCACACGGUGCACCAACUUAGCGACGAGGAGAAAAACGCGGUGCCGGAACACAUAAAAAAGGCGGCGAGAGAAAUGGGAGUUAAAGCGUUCAAGCAACGCUUGAAAGACAUCAAAAUGGGGGAAUACGACAAUCAAUUGUAUUCACGGUUCAGUAACCCGGUUCAGAAACAGGUUCAGGCAUUGAGGACAAUAAUAGGAAGCCUCCAAGCUAAAAGCAAAGAACGAGAAUGGUGCAGACAUCAGACCUCUGGUGAGUUGGAUGAUACAAAAUUGAUAGAAGGUCUAACAGGUGAGAGAACGAUAUAUCGAAGGAGAGCGGAGAAGGAACCGGAGCUUGGUACGCCGCCAUCAAAACCAAAGCGUUUAAAAUUAGUGGUGGACGUGUCUGGUAGCAUGUAUAGGUUUAACGGGUACGAUGGUCGCCUGGAUCGUGAGAUGGAGGCCAGCGUUAUGGUAAUGGAAGCGUUUAGCGGAUACGAAGGGAAAUUUCAGUAUGACAUCGUUGGUCAUUCCGGCGAUGAUUAUGAUAUUGUUUUCGUGAAGCAUACACAGCCACCGACCGAUAAUAAGCGGAGAUUGGAAAUAAUAAAGACGAUGUACGCGCACUCGCAGUUUUGCAUAUCUGGUGAUAAUACCUUGGAGGCCACUCAAUAUUCAAUUGCAAGCCUCGCUAAAGAAGAUUCCGACGAAGCUAUCGUUGUUGUAUUGUCUGACGCCAAUUUAGAACGUUAUGGUAUUCGACCUGAAAGUUUCGCUAAGGUUCUCAUGUCGAAUCCGGAUGUGAAUGCGUUCGCCAUAUUCAUUGGAUCCUUGGGUGAUCAGGCAACUAGAUUGAUGACGAAAAUGCCAUUGGGCCGAGCAUUCGUGUGCAUGGACCUUAAGGAGAUACCUCGAAUUUUACAGCAGAUAUUUGCUGUUUCUUUGCUAAGUACUACGCGAUCCAAUUAAAAUGUCACACUGGUAAAUAUGUACAGUUCUUGUGAAUAUUUGUAACAGUAUCGAAGCAAACAGUAUACUAUACGUAUGUUUAACUUCCGUCUGUAUGCAUAGCUUAUAAAUUUUUAACGAUACAUACGGUUC